This is a messenger RNA of Trematomus bernacchii (emerald rockcod), 5836 nucleotides long. RefSeq names its product mitogen-activated protein kinase 8b (gene mapk8b). Gene Ontology annotation, cellular component: nucleus; cytoplasm. NCBI's taxonomy places the organism in Eukaryota, Metazoa, Chordata, Actinopteri, Perciformes, Nototheniidae. Gene Ontology annotation, molecular function: ATP binding; JUN kinase activity. Gene Ontology annotation, biological process: protein phosphorylation; JNK cascade. The record is from RefSeq and is a predicted model, not a curated record.
AGGAAACAUCGCAAGGUUUCGACGACGUUGGUAUGAAAUGGCAGAAACUGUCACGGAAGCACAACGAUUAGGUUACCCAGAAGCUACACAUGUUUUCUGCCAUGACCCUGGCAUGCUAGUGUGAGGAAAACGGGAGUGUAUCUGGAAAAAAAGGAUUAAAAAGAGCUGUUUUUUCCUCCACACACACAAGGGGAAAACGUCCGGAUUGUGUCCGAGCUGCAAGCGCCGACUGCGGCUGUUGGAAUCGAACGGAGAGGGGUUUCGAGAGAAGAGCUCCACUUGGAUGCCCAGUGGUUUGUCCACGGCUUCAUGAUGAACAGGAACAAGCGUGAGAAGGAGUACUACAGUAUAGAUGUGGGAGAUUCAACGUUCAUGGUCUUAAAACGCUACCAGAACCUCCGACCCAUCGGAUCCGGAGCGCAGGGGAUCGUCUGUUCAGCGUAUGAUCACAACUUUGAGAGGAACGUCGCCAUCAAGAAGCUCAGUCGGCCGUUCCAGAACCAAACUCACGCCAAGCGCGCCUACAGGGAGCUGGUGCUCAUGAAGUGUGUCAACCACAAGAACAUAAUCGGCCUGUUAAAUGUAUUCACACCACAGAAGACGCUGGAAGAGUUCCAAGAUGUGUAUCUGGUGAUGGAGCUGAUGGAUGCUAACCUCUGUCAGGUGAUCCAGAUGGAGCUGGACCACGAGCGGCUGUCCUACCUGCUCUACCAGAUGCUGUGUGGGAUCAAACACCUGCACGCUGCCGGCAUCAUUCACAGGGACCUGAAGCCCAGCAACAUCGUGGUGAAGUCCGACUGCACUCUGAAGAUCCUGGACUUCGGUUUGGCCCGAACCGCCGCCACCGGCCUCCUGAUGACGCCCUACGUUGUGACCCGAUAUUACCGCGCCCCCGAAGUCAUCCUGGGAAUGGGUUACCAGGCCAACGUUGAUGUCUGGUCUGUUGGCUGCAUCAUGGCUGAAAUGGUCCGGGGUAGUGUGUUGUUUCCAGGCACUGAUCAUAUCGACCAGUGGAACAAGGUGAUCGAACAGCUGGGAACGCCGUCUCAGGAGUUCCUGAUGAAGCUCAACCAAUCGGUGAGGACCUACGUGGAGAACAGACCUCGAUAUGCAGGCUACAGCUUCGAGAAGCUCUUCCCCGACGUGCUGUUUCCUGCAGACUCUGAACACAACAAACUGAAAGCGAGCCAGGCCCGGGACCUCCUCUGCAAGAUGCUGGUGAUCGACGCCUCAAAGCGGAUCUCAGUGGACGAGGCUCUGCAGCACCCCUACAUCAACGUGUGGUACGACCCGACUGAGGUGGAGGCGCCGCCGCCCGCCAUCACAGACAAGCAGCUGGAUGAGAGGGAGCACACGGUGGAGGAGUGGAAAGAUUUUAUAUAUAAAGAAGUGUUUGAAUGUGAAGAAAGGACGAAGAACGGAGUCAUCAAAGGACAGCCUGCGUCCAUAGGUGCAGCAGUGAGCUCCACUCCUCCUUCUUCUUCUUCUUCUAUCGACGCCUCCUCGACCCUGACCCCCGACAGCAGCCUGCAGACGGAUAGCAUCGCCGCCGCCGCCGCCGCGGAUGCUACAUCCAGCCCCCCGGCCUCCUGCAGAUGACUAUCAUCUAACCCCCAAAACAUCCACUUCCUGGUUCUGGGCUGGGCCCCGCCUCCUGGUCAGACCCAAGACCACUACACUAGCCCCGCCCCCCUUGCAUUUGCCCCUCCCACUUUCCCCUCUUGUGCUAGUCUUCAGUAGUGUAGCGAUUAGCCAGCUAGCUGUUUGAGAAAUUCUUUCUGAAAGGACAGAUCUUUAUUUUCUUUCUUAAAAAAAAUAAAAUACAAUUACAGUUAUUUUCUUUUUCAUUUUGAGUCCUAGCUGUAAUUAAUUGUGGCAUUUCUUAAUAUUAGUUUUUUCUUCUCACAAACCUAAGAUGACGAUAAGAGAGUUUUUAUGAUUUCACUACGUUCCGGUUAGUUUUUAACCGACCGUGAGAAUUGAAAGAAAUAUGUGUAAAAAAAAAAACGUUUUAAUGUGAUCUAUUUUUCUGUUGGACUUCAUUCGUUUCACUCGUAAGCUACUGCUUUUACAACUUGCCAUAUAAAUGUAGAUUGAGUUUGUACAGAUUUUAUGGUAUAUGUAGUUUUAUCUUCAAUACGAGUUGCAGUGAGCCAUUGAAACAUAAUCGAAUUGACAGACGUAUGAUCUUAGUACUCCCCUUAUCUAUGGAUAUCUUUUGAGUGCUUAUGACAUAUCCUAAAACAUGUUUUUCUUUUCUUGUGAGUCACUACUACUUCCUACAUUGUAAACAUGUGAUGAAAGCUUUAUAAUUUACUCUUCCUGUUCCGAUAAUAGGGUUUCAAAAGGAUUUUUCACUCAGCAUAUGAUUCUGCAUUUACGCUAAGGGAUUGAGAAUGACACAGUUAGGUUUCGCGAGAUAUAACUUGGGGCUUUUUGAAGACCGUCUUCUGUAUUUUUAAAGUGCUUUAAAGUCUUUUUGUGUGCAACAGGCUAAUGGAUCUGGAUCGAUGGUUUUGCCUUUUUAGCGUGGGUUGAGCUUUCGGGCUUGCUUUGACAAGUGAUUUGUCGCUAAAAGUAAAGAAUGUUUUUUUUGUUGGAGGUUUAUUGAGACGUAGGUGAGUUGUGCGAGGUUGUAAAAUCGGUGAUGGUGUAAGUAUGUGCUUCAGUAAAGUAGGGAUUUGUGAUUUAUGGGAAAGCAUGUGAACGUGACAACGUUUAUCGAGGGAUAGUGAUUCUGCAGCCUGAUGGUAAAAAAAAACCUCAACCAUAUCCUGUUAUUAGUAAUGUAGUCAAUUUGGAAUUUAAAGAGUGAUUUUUCUUAAGGAUGGCCAAACACUUUGCGUACCAGACUUGCCUGCAAUUGUGAAAAAAUAACCUAGCACGACCAACGAGAGUCAAAAGAAACACAUUAUUCUUACGGUAUGCAAUAAUCGUGCCCUUGUUUCUUUAAUUUAGCUUUGAAAGGAAAAGUGCCUGUUUGUCAUUCAUUCCUGAGUACGUCGGAGGAAUUCAUUGCAUUAUGUUUUAAUGGUUAAAACGGUGGUUUCCAUAUUAAAACCGAUAAUGUAUGACAGGGUUGUAGUUCACACAAAAUGUGUCGUAUAUUUUUCUACUUGUUUUGGUUUCGACCCUUUGAGCGGGAGACCGCAGCGUCUUGCAGGGUAAGAAGGUGAGGGCGAAUACGUUGAGUAAUUUCAGGAGAAAAAAGGCAGUUUUAUCAAGGUCUUUCAUCAAAGUAUGUUUCUUUGCAGUGACAACAACCGAAAUAUAUGUUAAUAACCGUGUCUUGGCUUUUCUAUGAGGACUAAUUUAAUGUGAUGAUUGUAAGAGAAGAAUGAACAGGAUGGGUUUAAAUUCAAUUACUGGAUCAAACUAAAUGAGGGAACUUCGCGACUGCAUUUUUGUCAGUAUUUAGUGGAUACCAUUUUAAAUUAGCAGAAUAAUGCUUUAGUAAUCAACAUAUAUCUGAGAUACAGAGCCAAACAAAAAAAAAGUAACACUUGUGGUAUUUAACCAUAGUAACUCAAGUUUAAACAAGCCAUAUGAAAUACAAGCUAUCUAGAAAAGUAGUGUAAUGGAUCAUGAAUAUAAUGGUCCUAAACAAAUAAAACAAAGGCUUACAUGGUAUUUUCAAUAUUUACUUUUUGUUAGGCUUAUUGCAGUUUAAUGCAUACGUUCUGCCUGCUUGAAAUGUUUGCAAAACUAACUUGUUAUUUGUAAGAGGCUGAGUUAGGGUUUGUAUACUGUCUCAAACUGUCCUGCUCUUUGAUAACGACUCUUUGCUCAAAGCAAACUUGCAAGUAAGUCUUUAGACUGCAAUAUAAUAUGCUGUUAAAAAAAAAACUUGUAACUGUCUGCCAAAUAUAAAAGGCUAAACAAACUAUUCAAACUAUUCAUUUUAAAUGUUUGUUUCUCAAAUUCUGCCGCACUUUUGCUCCUUUUCAAGCUCUGGACACCAGCAAUUCGUUAAAAUUGGUAAAACGUUUUAACUAACUAGUUUAAAACGUGUUAAGUUUAUCGGGUUGCACCAUUACAACUUAACAAACGUGUUGAUAGGCAGAUAUAAUGUUAACAUAUAUCAGCAAGCUAACGUUAGCUUUGUCACUGAGCUAUAUAACGUUAACAUUUAUUACAGUAUAUCAGCUAGCUCACGUUAGCUGUGUUACUUAGCUACACAACAGUUAACAUUUGAUAAAUUGACAAACCAUCGUUAGAUUACUCUCUAAACUAUAUAAUGUUAACAUUUACUACAGUAUAUCAGCUAGCCACGAUAGCUUUGUUACUUAGCUACACAACAGUUAUCAUCUGAUAUAUUAACAAACGUUAGCUUUCUCCCUAAGCUAUAUCAUGUUAACAUUGUAUAUAUGAGCAAGCUAACGUUAGCUUCGUUACUGAGCUACGCAACAGCUAACAUUUGUUACGGAAUGCUAAUUAUAGCUAUGUCAGUUAGCUACACAAGAGUUAACAUGGAAUAUUAGCAGGCUAACGAUAGCUCUGUGUGAGAACUAGCUUAUGUGGUGCAACCUGUUAUAAUCUUUUUUUAUUUUGUGUUUAAAUCUUUACUCUUCUUGAUAAAACUAGUUUGAAUUUAUGAACAGCUGGUGUCAUUGUCCUGUUUUUUGGUAUUCAGAAUUAAAAAGGAAAGAUUUGGCUAGUAGCCUAAAGUGCAAGGGCAGAUUAGUACAGUACAAAGCUAAAUUCAAUCUGCAGUCACUUAGUGCAGAUCCCAACAGCAGUAACACAAUUAUCCAGUAGUGUGCAGAAAUGUUAAAUGAUGUCUCACAUAUGUAAGAAGGCAGGGAGAAAAUCAGUGGUGUGUUUCCAUUUGUCAUAUUAGCCCAUUUGUCAUAUUAGCUAAAAUAAUCAAUCAGAAAAAAACACUUUUGUGUAAAGUGCUCUUUAUUUCGUUAGCCCAAUAUUAGGGGCUUUAAUUUGAAUAUUUUUUUGUGGUUUUUAUUUUAUUUUUCUUAGGUUGUUGUUGCUUUUUUUAAAUUACAAUUACCGCAUCUCUCCAAACUAUGUCAUUCUGAUUUAAGUCGGCUUUGAUGAACUACCUCACGCUGAAUUUCUGCCCGUUCUUGCAUAUACUUAGUCGCCUGCAGAAUUAGCUAUCGAAGACGUGUGAAUAACAGAUUCCAUUAUUUAUUUAUUUGAAAGUGUACUAUUUGUCGGUUUCAACAGACUUCUAGUUUUGUACAUUAUGUAUACUUCACCUAGAAGUAAAGAGAAUUGUUAUAUGUAUUUUUUUUGGUUCUUUUAUUUUGGUUUGUUUUUUAGUUUUUAAACUAAAUGUGCAAUACCUUCAGCAAACUGUGCUAGUAGUGUGUGAUGGGCCUAGCCUUUUGUUAGCUGUCUCCUGAAGGUAAAGAAAAUGUUUGGUACUGUCAAUCCAUGUUUUCCUUUUUUAUGAAUAAGAUCAAUUUUUAUUUCUGUGACUUGUUUAUAUAGUCAUGAUGUUACGUAAUCAGUCUUACCCGCCAAAUAAAAUCUGUCGGCCCGAGGUUUGACGCAGAGACAGGAAGUUCUCUGCGUCACAACAAGGCCAACAGGUUUCUGAUUUGCAGUGUGGUAAGGACAAUAAUGUUAAUAAACACAAAAAAGAUGAGUAAAUACCUACAAGAAAUCAUUAUAUGUAUGGUGCUGGUUUGUAAUGUUUGCUAGUGAAUCCAGCCAUGCAAGUAGUUUUAAGAAUUCCUGGAUCUGCGCGUCCCAAAAAAAACGCAACCAACGAAGAAGUGCACUACUAGAAUACAUGCACUAGGAUCUGAUGAUGCCACCUCCUAAAAAAAACAAAAAAAAACAUGUACUGCAAAUAAAAGAAAUACACUUUGAA